Messenger RNA from Henningerozyma blattae CBS 6284, 1587 nucleotides. RefSeq names its product bleomycin hydrolase (gene LAP3). Lineage: Eukaryota; Fungi; Ascomycota; Saccharomycetes; Saccharomycetales; Saccharomycetaceae. The coding region runs from base 1 to 1587 and encodes 528 amino acids. The transcript has a single exon. Gene Ontology annotation, molecular function: cysteine-type aminopeptidase activity. Gene Ontology annotation, biological process: L-homocysteine catabolic process; proteolysis; response to toxic substance. The record is from RefSeq and is a predicted model, not a curated record. Gene Ontology annotation, cellular component: cytoplasm.
AUGUCACGUGCUGUACCUCUGAGUUUUUUUAGCACGACGACGAGUUAUUGCAAACAUCCCGCGAAUUUCACUUCACAGGUAAGAACCACUCGAGGUAUUUUAAGGAUUAAUAUUUGGAACUAUUCUCCAAAGAACAGGUUUGUUAAGAUAUAUUCAAAAUUAUAUUCAACUAUCAAUUCUGCAAACGAUACAGCUACAUCUCCAACAAACACCCGAAAUUAUCAAAAAAUGAGCUCUUUAGAAACUUCUGACUUAUAUUCCUGGAAUAAGGAAUUGGAAACAGAUAUGACCCAUCAAUUGGCAUCUACUGUUUUGAAAAACUACAAUUCUGAAGAAGCAUUAUUAAAUAAAUCAAAAGUUCUCUCCGAAGGUAAAUUUGUAUUUAACGUGGCCAUCAGUACUGAGAAUACCCCUAUUACUAAUCAACGUGCAUCAGGCAGAUGUUGGUUAUUCGCAGCCACAAAUGAGUUGAGGUUGAACGUUCUUAAAGAAUUAAAUUUGAAAGAAUUCGAAUUAUCUCAAGCAUAUUUAUUCUUUUAUGAUAAAUUGGAAAAAUCCAAUUACUUUUUAGAUCAAAUCAUUGAUACUUACAAGGAAGACGUUGAUUCUCGUUUAGUUCAGUACCUUUUGACUGCACCAACAAAUGAUGGUGGUCAAUAUAGUAUGUUUUUAAACAUUGUUAAAAAAUACGGUCUUUUACCAAAGGAUCUAUAUAAUGAUUUACCAUACUCUACUACUGCUUCUCGUUCUUGGAAUGCUCUAUUGACAACUAAGUUAAGAGAAUAUGCUCAAGUCUUGAGAGAAAACUUAACUAAAGGUAAUGAUAUAAAACAGAUUAGAUCGGAUAUGCAAAAGGAAAUCUUCAAAUUAAUGACUAAAUUUAUGGACUUACCACCUGUCAAGCCAAAUGAGACUUUUGAAUGGACUUAUAUGGAUAAGGAUAAGAAAGUUCAAACUUUAAAGACAACUCCAUUAGAAUUUGCUACCAAGUAUUGUAAGUUGAAUAUUUCUGGACCAAAUCAACCUGUCUCAUUGAUUAACGAUCCAAGACAGCCAUAUGGUAAAUUAAUCAAAAUUGAUCGUUUAGGAAAUGUUGUUAAUGGUGAUGAGGUUCUUUAUUUGAAUGUUGAUAAUGAAACGUUAAGCUCCUUGAUUGUUAAAAGAUUAAAAAAUGAUAGACCUGUAUUCUUCGGUUCUCAUACUCCAAAAUUUAUGGACAAAAAGAAUGGUAUUAUGGAUAUUGAUCUUUGGUCCUAUAAAUUAAUCGAUUAUAAUUUGAAACAAGAUAAAGCUUCUCGUAUUAGAUACAAUGAAAGUUUGAUGACCCAUGCUAUGUUGAUUUCUGCUGCUCAUGUAGAUGAAACCACAGGAAAACCUGUUCGUUAUCGUGUUGAAAAUUCCUGGGGUAAGGAUUCAGGUAAGGAUGGUAUGUACUUAAUGACUCAGGAAUAUUUGGAAGAAUAUGCUUUCCAAAUUGUUGUUGAUUUAGAUGAUUUACCAGAGGACUUGGCUUCUAAAUUCACUUCCAAGGAAGAGAAACCAAUUGUCUUACCAAUCUGGGAUCCAAUGGGUGCCUUAGCUGAUUAA